Silurus meridionalis is the source of this 3711-nucleotide messenger RNA. It is a transcript of the gene cbx5, whose product is annotated as chromobox homolog 5 (HP1 alpha homolog, Drosophila). The transcript is spliced from 6 exons. Gene Ontology annotation, biological process: negative regulation of transcription by RNA polymerase II; chromatin organization. Lineage: Eukaryota; Metazoa; Chordata; Actinopteri; Siluriformes; Siluridae. Gene Ontology annotation, molecular function: chromatin binding. Gene Ontology annotation, cellular component: pericentric heterochromatin; nucleus. The record is from RefSeq and is a predicted model, not a curated record. Bases 681 to 1283 code for a protein of 200 amino acids.
AGUGAAAUAAAGAAAACAUCAGGGUGCGCUUGUGCAUUAUUAAAGCAUUGCGAAAAUUGUGUCGAUAAUAAUACUUAUAAUAACUAAUAAUAAUGAGCACGUUUUAUGCGGUAAAAAAGGGUUGCUAUAAUAAAAUAACACAAUCUCAAUAUGGAGCACAGGAGGAUUCCUGCUAACCAGUAUCUUUUAUCAUUUAAUCUCUCAUUAUAUUGUGUUUUUAAAAUCAUUAUAAUGUCUUUUAAAUGUCUGAACGGAUCUAAAUAAUGUAAAAGAUUUGGUACAGGGACAGAGGGAAACAUCCCAAUCUGCUCCUUAUAGUAAAUAUAGGCCACUACAUACAUAGUAAGAAGCCGUUAUUUUGCGUCCUAAGUAGUGCACUAGUGUAGUACACAAUGUGUGAUUUGGAAUUCAGCCCACAUGCCUUGUCUACCAUUGUGUGUUUUUGGCGCGCUGUGGCCUGUACUGUGUGUAUGUGUGUAUAUGUGUGUAUGAGUGUGUAGGGACGCGUGUGGAGUGCUGUUGCCUUUGAGCGCACCGAAGAAGGACCUCUGUGGGUGACGUGUGUCCCAGGUUAAAACGGCAGUAACAACACCGGACCCAUUUGGCUUGCUUUGAAACAGGACCACAGGGGGAUCCUUUCCCUUCCUUGCUCAAUCUCUCAAAAGGCAUUUGAAGCAGUCAUGGGAAAGAAGAACCAAAACCGUGAAGACGACGAGUCUGCGUCCUCAGACGAAGAAGAAUACGUGGUGGAGAAGGUCCUGGACAGGAGGGUUGUAAAGGGCAGAGUCGAGUACUUUCUUAAAUGGAAAGGUUUUACAGAUAAACACAACACCUGGGAACCAGAGAAAAAUCUCGACUGUCCAGACCUCAUUUCCGAGUUCAUGAAGACAUACAAAAAGGGCGGCAGCGGUACAAGCACUCCGAGCAGCGCGACCAAAACAUCCAGCUCAACUCCCGCUCGCGCCAAAGAGACUGGCAGCAAGAGAAGAAACUCUGACGAGGAAGAGGAGGGUGGCAGCAAACAGAAGCGGAAAAAAGAUGAUGAGAUCCUGGUUGCCAGAGGUUUCGAGAGAGGCCUGGAGCCAGAGAAGAUCAUCGGUGCCACUGACUCAUGUGGGGAUCUUAUGUUCUUAAUGAAGUGGAAAGACUCGGACGAGGCGGACCUCGUGCUGGCAAAGGAGGCCAAUCACAAGUGUCCUCAGAUCGUCAUCGCGUUCUACGAGGAGCGUCUCACUUGGCACGAGGACGGCGAGAAGAAGGAAAAGGGUGCUGUGGCUGUGUAAGCGUGCAGUCCCGCCCCCCCCUCCUAGAGACAGACGCGAGUGCACUCACAAUCCGUCCUUGGUUCCGGACCAUUUUACUACCGCCACUGGCCUCCGGGCAUCAGAGGUCACAUCCCUCCUUCUUUUAGUCACCUUUCAUCUCCCAUCUAAACGGCAACUCUGUCAAACACUGUCUCGAGUAUUGAGGGAUGAGCGAGUUAUUGAGAACUAUGCCAAGAGCUUGGGGAAUGGAAGAUGUUAGACUGAUGGAGUCACACGGAGUUUUUUUUUUUUUUUUUUUUUACAAAAACACCCUGUUAUUCUUGCAGAACCACACUUUUUCUCUCAAUCUUUUUUUUCAUAGUUUGUGUUUGUAUGCGAAUGAUGUUUUUUUUUCCUCCUCUGUGUGUGUUGACUCGAUAGUUUAGGUUUCAUACAGCAGUUGGUGAAAUGUAUUGAGACGGCUGAUAUUUUUGAAAGUGUUUUAUCAAAAAAAUGUUGUUCCUUAUCUGCAGUGCUGGAUUAGUCACCCCGUAAUUUUUUGUUUUUAUUUUUAAAUCUUUUUAAUUCUUUCUAAUGAAUCCAUCUUUGAUUCUGGUGUAUUCCUCAUAUCAAUAUAUAUUUUUUCCCCCCCUCACUCAGUGAAUAUCCUGAGAAUGCAUAGGACUACCUUGACUGGUAAAUUUUGCAAAUGUGGAACCGUGUGAAGUAUUGCAUCCAUUUAAAAAAAAAAAAACCCAGAACAUUUAUUCCCAAUUAAUUUUUAGCUAGAACUUGACACAAACUGCACAUGCCCAGGUUUUUUAAACGAUGUGCUUGUCGCAACUGCUUGCGCUCAGACCGACGUAUGGGGACAAUCAUCAUUUCUGUUAUUGCCAUUGUUAUUACUGUUAACAAACACCCCCAACACUCACACACCUACUUUUUUCCUUACUUUUUCUUUUUUCUUUGCUCUUGUGAGGCUAUGCACCUGUGAUGUACAAACUGAAGUGCUCCACCUUGUGGCCAUCUGCUGAGCAUUUGUUUUAUCUCGGAGCCACCAGUUUUAAUCAUAACAGGUCGUUGGGGUUACGGACUUUAAUUCCAACCAGUUUAGAAGUCACACCUUAUAGCCUCUAAGGUGUUCCCAGCAUUCAGAGCGAACACUUUUGUGGAUAAAGUCAAUAAAGGCCCCCUAACAUAGGCUGUGACCAUGUUACUGUUUGCCACUUCCAUCCCCACCAAUUCAAUUCUCCUUCAAAGUUUAAAACAGGAAGUCAGUCGAAGCUGAAUCCUGUCCCUCGCUGGGUUAUGAGCUCAGGUGUGAAAUUCUGUGUUUUGUAGAGCCACUGGACAAAUAAAUUCAACCCAAUAAACUUCCUUUGACUUUCAUUGACCCGACAGAGCUACUGAUUCUUAAUGAAAGCCAACCAGUAUUUCAUGGCAUGAAUUUAGUCCGGUGAGAAGAAUCGAAAGGUUUUAAGAUUUUAGUUUUUCCUCUCCGGAGUAGGUGAAAAAGCGAAGAGGCUUCAUCAGAUGUGCGAUGGACUGCUACGCUUCGAGAUACUGUAAUGACCAUUUUUGUGUGUAUACUUUAAAUCCCAGAUAGAAAAGAAUGUUUCUUUCCUCUUUUGGUCUCAUGUUUUCAAAGUCCCCUUGCAUUUUAUCCAUCAUGUGUUUUUUCAGAAUACAAUUUUGAUGUCUUUUACCUAGAAAUUUUUUUAAAUGUCUUGUAUCAAAUUGUAGUAAACCUAGUUUUCCACACGAAUUUGAUAGUUUUUUCCUUUUCAAAACUACAAACCGAGGUGUUUUUGAUUUGAUAGUUUAAAGACAGACUAUUACAAACUGUGUUUGCAUGGAUACAGGUGAAAUAUUUCUUUUUGUUUGUUUGGUUUAUGAACACAGGCCUAACUUUUCCAGCAGAUGGUGCUAUUCGGCUACGGUCUUGUAUACAAGUUUCAAUGCAGCCCAUAUCAAACAAGUGUUGGAUGUUAUUUGUUUUGUUUUAUUGAUUACUUCUGUCGGUGUAGAAAACUUUAAAUUUUCCUAUAAAAGAAAGAACACUGAGCAACAAAAAGACAAAAAAAAAAAAGAAACACCACUUUGAUUAUGUACAUGCAAGGACCAAAAAGAUGUUUGAGAAGUUUUUCUUUUUUUCUUUUUUUUUCUUUUCGUUUUCCUCCAUGGACACAUUUCUUGGAGUUGUUUUACACACGUUCUGCUCACACGCACAUGUAUACACAGGCAGUAUCUAUACACCAUGACUUAGUAGUACAACAUUUGACAUUUUGUCUUUAAUAUAUUCCUUAUGGUGGCUAUUCUUGAUAUUCUUGGAGAGCGUUUUAUAAAUUAGCCCACACACUGCUUACAUGUGAACUCUCUUUCUCACAGCUGUGUUUGUAAGUGUAGAAUGUUGCUGCGGACAUUCAGUCAAAACUGUCAAAUCAAAAUAAAGAAAUUAUAAAUAAGA